AUGCGGGUGUUCUUAUUCGCGGCGACGGUAAUUUUCGCGCACAAGCUCACCGGGUCCGGAGCCGGCGCCGAGUCCAGCUCCAAAAAGUGUUCCUCCCAGUGCGACGUGAGCGCGUGUCCUAGUCCCAACUGCCCCAGCGGGUAUGUCCCAGACCGGUGCAACUGUUGCCUGGUGUGUUCCCGGGGCGAGGAUGAACUCUGUGGCCGGAAAAACGACCUGCCGUGUGGGGACGGCUUAGAGUGUAGGUCCCCUAACGCUCCUAACAAGGGCCCGUCGGGGAAGCGGAGCUCCAAGCGGCGACUGUGUCAGUGUAAGAUGGGUUAUAAGGUGUGUGGUAGCGACGGAAAGACGUACGGGAACGUGUGUCGGAUGAAGGCUGCCAGUCGGAAAGCUCUUCAGAAGGGAAGGGAGGCCAUCACCAAAGCACACAAGGGACCCUGUCCAUCAGGUCCUGCUCCUGGCCAUCCCAACAGCCCCAGAUACAAGUUCAACUUCAUAGCUGACGUGGUGGAAAAGAUGGCUCCUGCUGUGGUUCACAUAGAGCUCUUCCUCAGACAUCCUCUGUUUGGUCGUCAUGUCCCUCUGUCUAGUGGUUCUGGGUUCAUCAUCAGCCCCUCCGGACUCAUCGUAACCAACGCUCACGUGGUAACCGCUGCUGCCACGGUAACGGGCCGACCGCAGCUCCGCGUGCAGCUCCAUGACGGGGGAGCGUACGAGGCCACGGUCCGGGACGUCGACAGGAAGUCUGAUAUCGCCACCAUCAAAGUCAACCCUCAGAAAGAGCUUCCUGUUCUGUCUCUGGGUCGGUCAUCUGAUCUGAGACCAGGGGAGUUUGUGGUUGCCAUCGGCAGCCCCUUCGCCCUCCAGAACACCGUUACCACGGGGAUUGUGAGCACGGCCCAGAGAGAUGGGAAGGAGCUGGGCAUCAGAGACUCAGACAUAGACUACAUUCAGACUGACGCUAUCAUCAAUUAUGGUAACUCAGGAGGACCUCUGGUUAACUUGGACGGGGAGGUGAUAGGCAUCAAUACCCUCAAGGUGACAGCAGGAAUCUCCUUCGCCAUUCCUUCAGACCGUAUCGGACGCUUUCUCACUGAGUCUCAGCACAACAAACACAGUGCAGGUAACCACAGAAUGCUGAGUGGUCAUUAUCGUAUUCCAGAACCCCAGUCAGAUGCAGGUAACCACAGAAUGCUGAGUGGUCAUUAUCGUAUUCCAGAACCCCAGUCAGAUGCAGUAACGACAGGAGUGAAGAAGAAGCGUCUGAUUGGCAUUAAGAUGCUCACUGUCACAGAUGGACUGGUGGAGGAGAUGAAGAGGCAGAAUCCUGACUUCCCUGAUGAUGUCACCAGUGGAGUGUUGGUCCAUCAGGUUAUACCUGAGUCCCCCGCACACAGGGGCGGGAUAGAGGCCGGUGACGUGAUCCUCAAGCUGAACGGCCGCCCGCUCAGGACCACCGACGAGCUGCAGGGGGCGUUGCUAGGCGACGGGCCCCUCCUCCUGGAGGUUCGUCGCGGCGACGACGAGCUGCUUUUCCACAUAGAGCCCCACGUCGUCAUGCAGUGAGGAGGCGGAGUCAUGGACCAGGGAAAUGUAGUUCGAGUAGUUUUUUUUUUGCAGAGUGGGGGGAGGGGGGUCAAUUCCAAUUCAAAAGGUAGUCAAAGUCAAUUCAGGAAGUGAUUUCGAUUUAAACUAAAUAAAUCGCUUUUACUUUUCAGUUUAUUGAGAAGUCGUUGAAAAUAAAUGGCCUUUUUGCAAUUGGAAUAUAAAUUUAGGACAUGAAUUGACCUCAGAACGACCCUGUUUUAAUGUUGUUCUGCGUUUUGACUGUGUUCUCUGUGGUGACUGGGCUGGACUCACUACAGAUGUACUGCUUGCUUCCCAAAAUGUGGGCACCAUAUUCCCUACCUGUAGUGGACACUGUGUUCCCUACCUGUAGUGGACACUGUGUUCCCUACCUGUAGUGGACACUGUGUUCCCUACCUGUAGUGGA
Messenger RNA from Oncorhynchus masou masou (cherry salmon), 1993 nucleotides. RefSeq names its product serine protease HTRA3-like. The record is from RefSeq and is a predicted model, not a curated record. The transcript is spliced from 12 exons. NCBI's taxonomy places the organism in Eukaryota, Metazoa, Chordata, Actinopteri, Salmoniformes, Salmonidae. Gene Ontology annotation, cellular component: extracellular region. Gene Ontology annotation, molecular function: protein binding; serine-type endopeptidase activity. The coding region runs from base 1 to 1566 and encodes 521 amino acids. Gene Ontology annotation, biological process: proteolysis.